Xenopus tropicalis (tropical clawed frog) is the source of this 2086-nucleotide messenger RNA. RefSeq names its product ALG11, alpha-1,2-mannosyltransferase (gene alg11). The record is from RefSeq and is marked provisional. The transcript has 4 exons. Lineage: Eukaryota; Metazoa; Chordata; Amphibia; Anura; Pipidae. Gene Ontology annotation, cellular component: endoplasmic reticulum membrane. Gene Ontology annotation, molecular function: glycosyltransferase activity; GDP-Man:Man(3)GlcNAc(2)-PP-Dol alpha-1,2-mannosyltransferase activity. The coding region runs from base 4 to 1467 and encodes 487 amino acids.
GUCAUGGCAGGGAUUCUGUGCUUAUGUGGGAUGAUGCGACUGUUGACUGCCUUGUUCAUCCCAGUACUGAUUGCCAGCAUUGGUUUGUGCCUCGUCUUGGUGUUGCUCUUUAUUUGCACUCGAUUGUGGAUUCAGCGAAAGAAAAAGCAGAGCGUGGAAAUAGGAAAAGAUGGGAAAAAGAAAAGAGUGGUGGCGUUUUUUCACCCAUACUGCAAUGCUGGAGGUGGAGGAGAGAGAGUACUGUGGUGUGCACUGAGAUCUCUGCAAAAGAGGUACAAAGAUGCGAUCUAUGUCAUUUAUACCGGUGACAAAGAUGUGUCUGAGGAACAGAUCCUUAAUGGCGCAGCUGCAAGGUUUAACAUCAAGCUGUCCCACCCUGUAAAGUUCAUCUUCCUGGAAAAGCGAGGACUUGUGGAAGCGAGUUUUUAUCCCCGUUUUACUUUGCUGGGCCAGAGUCUGGGCUCUGUUGUUUUAGGCUGGGAAGCUCUUACAAAGUGUGUGCCAGAUAUUUACAUUGAUUCUAUGGGCUAUGCAUUUACAUUGCCUCUUUUCAAGUAUGUCGGAGGAUGCCAAGUUGGCUGCUAUGUGCAUUACCCUACUAUCAGCAUGGAUAUGCUGUCUGUUGUGCGCAGCCAGAACGCGAGAUUCAACAAUGCUGCUUUCAUCUCUAACAAUCCUGUUCUGAGCAGGCUCAAACUGAUUUAUUAUUACCUGUUUGCAGUAAUCUAUGGAUGGGUUGGUUCAUGUAGUGACGUCAUCAUGGUUAACUCAACAUGGACUUUCGCCCACAUCCUUGAUCUUUGGAAGUGUAGUGAGCGUACCAGCAUCGUUUAUCCCCCUUGUGAUGUUCAGACAUUUUUAGAUAUUAAUUUGAAUCAGCACAAAGACAUAGAGGAGCAUUCCAUUGUUUCUAUUGGGCAGUUUAGGCCCGAGAAGGACCACCCUUUGCAAAUAUGCGCGUUUGCAGCCUUACUUAAAAAGAAAACCACUGAAAAACUUAAGCUGAAACUUAUCCUAAUUGGGGGAUGUCGAAACAAUGAAGAUGAACUACGUGUAUCAGAACUGAAAAAACUCAGCUCUGAACUCGGAAUUCCUGUGGAGUUCAAAGUAAACAUUCCGUUUGCAGAACUAAAGAAACAUUUGAGUGAAGCUACCAUUGGCUUGCACACCAUGUGGAACGAGCACUUUGGAAUUGGCAUAGUUGAGUGCAUGGCAGCUGGUACCAUAAUUCUGGCUCAUAACUCUGGAGGCCCAAAACUGGAUAUUGUGGUGCCUUAUGAAGAACAUGAGACUGGCUUCUUGGCAGAUAGCGUGGAGAGCUAUGCAGCAGCAAUGGAUUAUAUUCUGUGUCUGACACCAGAACAGAGGCUAACUAUAAGGCAAAAUGCACGUCGUUCUGUUGCCAGAUUUUCAGAUCAGGAAUUUGAAGCUAAUUUCCUAGCCUCUUCAGAGCCACUAUUUAUGUGAGCCAUUUGACAAUGUUCCCUGUAUAUAUUUUAUUUUCCGCGCUGAGGACAGCAGCUGUAUAAAAUGUUUUUUUUAUUGUGCACUGUAAAUAUACAGUGAUAUUCGCAGAUAAUAAUAUACACUGAGUACUUGGAGCUACAAACUCUGUAAGACCUUGCUAAAGUCGUGGCAGGUAAAGUUAAUUUAUUUAUGAGCUGGUGGGAUCUAAUUUAUUAGUAAUAUAAAGCCACUGUGAUUAUAUGGAAUUGUGCAGGUUACUUAUUGCUAACUAACUUUGCUACUGCAUUAAACUUUGGGGUUUAAAAGAACUCAGUCGUGACAACUAUCUGCCCAUAGAGUACAAUUGCGUCACCGCGACAAAUCGCAUGCACAGUUUUGUUGCGUAGAUUAGUCGCUGCGACUUUUCAAAAAAGUUGCAGUGACUAAUCUACACGUGUGUCUUCGCUCUAAGGCAGUGGUUGUCAGCCUUUGUCAAUGCAAGCCCCACUUAAAGGUAAACUCUGGUUACUGAAACAAAAUUUGUUAAAAAGCCCCGUACAACACAAAAACCCCUAAUAUACCUAUCCCUGUAAUCUGUUGCUUCAAAACGUAUGAAUAAAUACCAUUUUUAUAAAAUGAA